Symbiodinium sp. CCMP2592 is the source of this 1086-nucleotide messenger RNA. Lineage: Eukaryota; Dinophyceae; Suessiales; Symbiodiniaceae. The record is from the annotation of a GenBank genome assembly.
AUGGCCGAGUGUGAAACGCGGCCCGAUUGCCAUGCUGCUCUCUUGCAUUUUGCUUUACCAGAACCUGGGGGAGAGGACUCAGGAGCUUGCUUUCUCCACGGCGAUCCCUGGCAGCCGAGGCCAUUGAUCGACCGCCAACGAUUGGCUUCGCCGAAUGCUGCGGAAGCAGAUGUUGUCUGUUGUUGCAUCUCAGGUCUUUUCACGGGCAACAACACCGGCAAUGGCGUCGCGGAUCGCUUUUGUUUCUCGAAAGAUGUGACGCGCGAGCCACAAGCUGGAGAUCUCAUUGACACGACUCAUGGUUGGAUUGAUAUGGAGGGUAAGCAGACUGUGACUGUACUUCCGGUGCCUUUCCUGGGUUACCUCACGCUGUCUUCCCAGACUGUCGGUGUGGUGGCAACGGCCGAGAUGGGAUUGUGCUUUCCCUGGACGUGGUGCGGAUUCGUCGUGAAGGACUGCAGCGGUGCUAUCCUGUACAAAAUGGAAGUAGACACGUUGCCGGACGUUGAUGCCGAUGGGACGGAGCUACCAGGUACGGCUGGAUUGAGCUAUGUUAUCAAAGAUGCCGUUGGGUCGUAUCUCGGUCGAAGCAGCCAUCUCACAGACGGUGCAGAGCCCAUCCGGCUUCUGGAUGCUGAGAACACACAGGUCUCCAUGCUCAUCACAGCAGCUGGGUUUUGGCGACGCACGUUUUUCCCGCUUCAAUGGUAUGUCAACACUGCUGUGACGAGAGAGCCCGCCACAGCGGUGCCUCUUGCAGAUCCACGGUUGCUCACACUGAUGGUCACCUUCCAGUUUCGCAAUCUAGGAUACUUUGGCAUCUUCUGGAUUCUUCUCCUGGUGAUCGUCGUGGUGGCAGUGUACCUGUACCUAAGGAGGAGCAGGGGGCUGACCUACGAUGGUGGCUUCAGCAUUCGCGGCGCUUGCUUCAAGGGCUUGCCCUACUACUCUUAUGCUGAUGAAGAGCAGGAGUUUCUGGCUGGCGGCGAUGGCGGAGGCUGCUGCACUGGACGACAAAAGAAGACUCCGCAGGCCACUGCCGCAAGUUUUGUUAAGCCUGCAACGGCGCGGCAUGCUGGCAAUUGA